Molecule: messenger RNA, 1053 nt
Organism: Penicillium manginii
Lineage: Eukaryota; Fungi; Ascomycota; Eurotiomycetes; Eurotiales; Aspergillaceae
Exons: 3
Coding region: 1-1053 (350 amino acids)
Source: RefSeq, a predicted model, not a curated record
AUGUCUGGCUUAGGAGGUGACUUUGGCGUCCGGUUUGCCAGGGAAACAUGGGCAUUAUACGCCGUCGGUGUCCUAGGCGCUGUUCUGCGAUUUACUGCUCGUAUCCGUCGAUUAGGCAUUCGCAACCUUCAGGCCGAUGAUUAUCUCAUGCUUUCCGCUGUCAUCUGGUACACACUUCUCUGUGUUGCACUCAAUCAAGUCGCCUCAGGUGGAGGGUCAAAUCUGAUGACCCAGGAGGAUAUCGACACCUUGACUCCCGCCAUUCACGCCGAACGAGAGAAGGGAAGCAAAUGGGUAUUUGUGUCGGAGCAUGCCUUUGUUCUGGCAGUUUGGAGCAUGAAAGCUUGUAUGCUGGUCAUCUAUGCUCGUAUCACUGAGGGUUUGCGCCAGCGUAAAUGGAUCAACUACAUCGCCAUAUACGUUGUUCUUGGCUUCGUUGCCACCGAGUUGUCUCUGUUCCUCAUCUGCCGCCCAAUUACCAAUUACUGGGCUGUUCCAACACCCAAUUACCAAUGUUCCUCGUACCAGCAUUAUGAGAUCGUUCAAGGAUGUCUUUCUAUCUCCGCCGAUGUUUUUAUGCUUCUUGUCGCCAUUCCUCUACUCGUACAAGUCCGUGUACCAAUGAAGCAAAAGCUCAUCCUGAUAUUGCUCUUCGGAAUGGGCAUCUUUGUCAUUGUUGCCGCCGUCCUGAACAAGGUCUACUGCCUGGUCCCAUCGCUCAUCUCUUACGUCUACAUGAAUUGGUAUUUCCGCGAAGCAACUGUUGGCAUUUUGGUUACCAAUCUACCCUUGAUCUGGUCCCUUUUGAGGGACGUAUUCCCCGCGCUCAAGAGUUGGACUGGAGGGUCGAAGAGGGGCACCGAUCGAUACAAGUCAGGUCCUUGGACGAGCAAGGGAUCCCGACCAUACGGUCCUCCAAGUCAAUUGCGCUCGGGCGACUUCGACAUGCAGAACUUUCCCAACCGCAGCACUGCUGCCACGCCGCAGAAAAAUGGACCCGCAGUCUCCGAUAUCAGUCUCGGGGGGGUCCGACGAGCGAGACAUGAGCAGUGA